CCCCGUCAGGCCCAAUUGUGGCCGAGGGAAACAGCGGAUGGCCCAGAGGAGACUUCACGCAGCUGAGGGGCUGGGUGGGCCCUGCGGCCUAGUCUGUAUCACACUCUAGGCGGGCGAAGCGGCGGCCCACCGUGGGGCGGGCCUGCGGCGGACUGGCUGGUGCACUAGGCUCGCGAGAUCCAGCACAGGUCAGACGUGAAGGAGCCGCUUUCAGAGCGCCUUUCUGGUUCUCGCGAGAGGACGGCGUCCCCAGAGACCCGGCGCUCUGGGCGGGGGCCGACCGGCCACCCUCAGGCGGACCCCUGUGUUUUGCAAGUAUAUAAGCUUGAUAGUAAAGACUCGGUUUUCAUCCCAAUUGAUCCGCCCACAUAAAUUUUCUUUUGGCUCCCAAUUUUAUGUUACAAUGAAACGAAAGCGUCGUAGAUAAGGAAGACACAACUUACCUCUUACCUGAAAAUGACAUCUUCCAAGAAAUGUAUGAAAGCAACAAGCUUUAGAACUAGCUUUGGACCGAGCAGAGUAUGUCAUUGAAAGUGCUCGACAGAGACCUCCUAAAAGGAAAUACCUGUCAAGUGGAAGAAAAUCUGUAUUUCAAAAACUUUAUGACUUAUAUAUUGAGGAAUGUGAAAAGGAACCUGAGGUUAAGAAAUUAAGAAGAAAUGUGAACUUGUUAGAGAAGCUUGUUAUGCAAGAGACUUUAUCAUGUUUAGUGGUCAAUCUAUAUCCAGGAAAUGAGGGAUAUUCUCUGAUGCUCAGGGGGAAAAAUGGAUCAGAUUCUGAGACAAUUCGACUGCCUUAUGAAGAAGGGGAAUUGCUUGAAUACUUAGAUGCAGAAGAAUUGCCUCCUAUUUUGGUUGAUCUCCUAGAAAAAUCUCAGGUUAAUAUUUUCCAUUGUGGAUGUGUCAUAGCGGAAAUACGUGACUAUAGGCAGUCCAGUAAUAUGAAAUCUCCUGGUUACCAAAGUAGGCACAUUCUCUUACGUCCAACCAUGCAGACUUUAAUCUGUGAUGUUCAUUCAAUAACAAGUGAUAAUCAUAAAUGGACCCAGGAAGAUAAGCUUCUGCUUGAGAGCCAGCUGAUUCUAGCUACAGCGGAACCACUGUGUCUUGAUCCUUCCAUAGCAGUAACCUGCACAGCAAACAGACUGCUCUAUAACAGGCAAAAGAUGAAUACUCGCCCUAUGAAACGGUGUUUCAAGAGAUAUUCCAGGUCUUCUUUGAAUCGGCAGCAAGAUCUAUCUCAUGGUCCACCUCCUCCUCAGCUGAAAUUACUUGAUUUCUUACAAAAACGAAAGGAAAGGAAAGCAGGUCAGCAUUAUGACCUGAAAAUUUCUAAAGCAGGAAAUUGUGUAGAUAUGUGGAAACGGAGUCCCUGUAAUUUGUCCAUACCUUCUGAAGUGGAUGUGGAGAAAUAUGCUAAAGUGGAAAAAUCUAUCAAAUCUGAUGACUCACAGCCAACAGUCUGGCCAGCCCAUGAUGUAAAAGAUGACUAUGUAUUUGAAUAUGAAGCUGGUAAUCAGUGUCAGAAAACAAAGCUCACCAUCUUGCAGUCACUUGGUGAUCCACUUUAUUAUGGUAAAAUCCAACCAUAUAAAGGAGAUGAAGAAAGUGACAGCCAGAUGUCUCCAUCCCACUCCUUCACAGAUGAUCAUUCAAAUUGGUUCAUUAUUGGGUCAAAAACUGAUGCUGAGAGGGUUGUUAAUCAGUACCAGGAAUUGGUCCAGAAUGAAGCCAAAUGUCCAGUCAAGAUGUCACACAGCUCUAGUGGCUCUGCCAGUCUAAACCAGCUUUCUCCUGGGAAAGAAACAGAACAGGCAGAGACUGUGUCGGUUCAGUCUUCAGUAUUGGGGAAGGGGGUAAAACAUCGACCUCCACCCAUCAAACUUCCCUCAAGCUCAGGGAAUAGUUCCUCAGGUAACUAUUUCACACCACAACAAGCCAGUAGCUUUCUUAAAUCUCCAACUCCUCCUCCUUCUUCUAAGCCACCAAGUCUUUCUCGAAAGUCAUCAGUGGAUCUCAAUCAAGUUAGUAUGCUUUCUCCAGCUGCCCUGUCACCUGCCAGCUCAUCACAAAGAACCACGGCCACCCAGGUCAUGGCAAACUCUGCUGGAUUUAACUUCAUCAAUGUAGUGGGCUCUGUUUGUGGAGCCCAGGCUUUGAUGACUGGUUCAAACCCCAUGCUGGGCUGUAACACUGGUGCCAUAACUCCUACAGGAGUAAACCUGAGCGGCCUUCUCCCCUCAGGGAGUCUGCUACCAAAUGCAUUGCCCAGUGCUGUGCAGGCAGCUUCUCAAGCAGGUGUUCCAUUUGGUUUAAAAAAUACUUCAAGUGUGCGGCCUUUAAAUCUACUCCAGCUUCCUGGUGGUUCGCUUAUCUUUAACACCCUGCAGCAGCAGCAGCAGCAGCAGCAGCAGCAGCAGCAGCAGCAGCUCUCUCAGUUUGCACCACAGCAGCCUCUGCAGGCCACAGCUUCUGGUCUUCAACAGCCAGGGGAGCAGAGUUCAGAACAAGGUUCAGCUAGUCAAGAACAGGCCUUAUCUGCUCAGCAUCCUGCUGUUAUUAACCUCACUGGAGUAGGAGGCUUUAUGCAGUCACAGGCAGCUGUGUUGUCUCAGCUUGGCUCUGCCGAGAACACACCUGAGCAAAGCCUCCCUCAGCAGAGACUCCAGCUCUCCUCUGCCUUUCAGCAGCAGCAGCAGCAGCAGAUCCAACAGUUGCGAUUCUUGCAGCAUCAAAUGGCUAUGGCGGCGGCAGCAGCACAAACAGCUCAGCUACAUCAUCGACAUACAGGCAACCAGUCAAAAAGUAAAAUGAAGAGAGGCACUCCAACCACUCCCAAAUUCUGAGUUUUCUUUUUUCUUUCUCUCUCUUAAAAUCCCAGGAGCAUUGAAUCAAAAGAGUUGAGUUUUUACUUCAUCUUGUUUUUUACGUGUAUAUUUUACACUGCUAAAUGAACAAACUUUAUACAAAAGUACAACCCUAUGAUUUUUAAAUAAAAACAGGGAAAGAGUUCAAUGAACUAUUAAUAGUUUAAAGAACUAGGUUGGUUUGCUUAAGUCAUUGCUUUUUAAAAUGGUUUUACUGUACAUAAUAUAUAUAUGGACGCGACCUAAGAAAUAUUAGAAACAUCUUUUCAGAAGAGUGUAGUUUGAUAUUUAUUUAGUAUAAAAAGUUUGUGCACAGUCUAACAAAUACAGUUUUUACAAAUCUG
Messenger RNA from Heterocephalus glaber (naked mole-rat), 3210 nucleotides. RefSeq names its product SPT20 homolog, SAGA complex component (gene Supt20h). Gene Ontology annotation, molecular function: transcription coregulator activity. Gene Ontology annotation, biological process: regulation of transcription by RNA polymerase II. NCBI's taxonomy places the organism in Eukaryota, Metazoa, Chordata, Mammalia, Rodentia, Bathyergidae. The record is from RefSeq and is a predicted model, not a curated record. Gene Ontology annotation, cellular component: SAGA complex.